AUGAGUAUUAUUUCAGAGGACAAGCCGAGUGGGAGGUGUGGAGGCUGGUGGGCACUAGUCGGCAAUACUCCACUUAUCCGAAUCGACUCCAUCUCGGAGCUCUUGGCUGUAGGUUGUGAUGUUUACGCCAAAUGUGAAUUUGUGAAUCCCGGGGGCUCUGCGAAGGACCGCGUGGCGAAGAUGAUAGUAGCUGAUGCGGAGGAGAAAGGUCAGUUGAAGGCUGGGGGGACGAUCUAUGAGGGCACCAGCGGCAGCACUGGCAUCAGCCUAACAAUGGCGGGCCUAGCGCGGGGCUACAAGACGGUGAUAUUCAUGCCGGACGAUCAGGCCAAGGAGAAGUCGGAGCUCAUUGAGACUCUCGGGGGAGAGGUGCACCUGUGUCGUCCCGUAUCGAUAGUUGACCCCGAGCAUAUGUGUAAGCUUGCUGAGAAGGCAGCUGAGGAGGACCCUGGGGGAUUUUAUGCUGAUCAGUUCGAAAACGAGUCCAAUUUCCGGGCGCAUUUCCUCGGUACAGGGAAGGAGGUUCUCGAGCAAACGAAGGGUAAAGUCGAUGCGUUUGUAACUGCAGCUGGCACUGGGGGGACAUUGGCGGGUACCGCUGCUCGACUGAAGAGCGAACUUGGUGACGAUCGAGUGACGGUUAUACUGGCUGAUCCACCGGGUUCCGCCUUAGCUCGUCGUAUCAAUACAGGAGUGCUAUUCAAUGAACGUGACAAGGAGGGCUACCGAGUGAGGCAUCCAUUCGAUACUGUAACGGAAGGUAUAGGCCUUGGCCGACUCACACACAACUUCACCCUUGGCUUGCCCUUCAUCGACCAUGCUGUGUCCAUCUCGGACACCGAGGCUGUGCGUAUGUCAAGAUGGCUCCUUCGCGAGGAUGGUCUCUUCGUUGGUAGCAGCGGUAGCUUGAAUGUCGCUGCGGUUGUUAAAGCAUACAAGCGUGGCUACAUCAAGCCGGGCCAACGAGUGGUGACGAUUGUGUGUGACAGUGGCAUGCGGCACUUGUCGAAGUUCUGGAAUGACGCCUAUUUAGCCUCUUUCGACGGCCUUGUUAUCCCUGUGGAUGAAAAAUACCAGACUCCUUUACAGUUUGUUCACACUGAGUAAUGUUUCAUC
This is a messenger RNA of Perkinsus marinus ATCC 50983, 1116 nucleotides long. RefSeq names its product Cysteine synthase, putative. Gene Ontology annotation, cellular component: cytoplasm. Lineage: Eukaryota; Perkinsozoa; Perkinsida; Perkinsidae. Gene Ontology annotation, molecular function: cysteine synthase activity. The transcript is spliced from 9 exons. The record is from RefSeq and is a predicted model, not a curated record. Bases 1 to 1107 code for a protein of 368 amino acids.